Molecule: messenger RNA, 6213 nt
Organism: Acinonyx jubatus (cheetah)
Lineage: Eukaryota; Metazoa; Chordata; Mammalia; Carnivora; Felidae
Gene: YEATS2
Product: YEATS domain containing 2
Exons: 32
Coding region: 330-4565 (1411 amino acids)
Biological process (GO): chromatin remodeling; regulation of transcription by RNA polymerase II
Cellular component (GO): NuA4 histone acetyltransferase complex
Molecular function (GO): histone binding
Source: RefSeq, a predicted model, not a curated record
CGUCCCGCCCCGCCCCUGCUGCUGACGUGCGGGGCCGAAAGGGAGGGACGGGCGGGCUCCGCCAAGCCUUGUGCUUCCGCGGGCUCUGGGGUCGCUGGGGCCUCGUGGCGGGGCGGCUCCGCGGAGCUUCGCUCGCUUUCGCACCUUCCUCGUGUCCUCUCGCGGCGCCCAGCGGGCCCUGCGCUUCGGCGGGAGACCCGGCAAGGGCUUCGUGCCGAGUGUGAGAGCCCAACACAGCGCUUGAACUCAUGAUCCUGAAAUCAAGACCUGAACUGAGAUCAAGAGUCAGAUGCUUAACUCACUGAGCCAGCCAGUGAACAACGAAUGUCAUGAUGUCUGGAAUCAAGCGGACAAUCAAAGAAACCGACCCUGAUUAUGAGGAUGUAUCUGUGGCCCUUCCAAAUAAGCGGCAUAAAGCAAUUGAGAAUUCAGCUCGAGAUGCUGCUGUGCAGAAGAUUGAGACUAUUAUUAAGGAACAAUUUGCACUUGAAAUGAAGAAUAAGGAACAUGAAAUUGAAGUCAUCGACCAGCGAUUGAUUGAGGCAAGAAGGAUGAUGGAUAAACUUCGUGCCUGCAUUGUUGCCAACUACUAUGCUUCUGCAGGCCUUCUAAAAGUUUCUGAGGGAUCAAAAACAUGUGAUACAAUGGUUUUUAAUCAUCCUGCUAUCAAGAAAUUUUUGGAAUCACCAUCUAGGUCAUCCUCUCCUGCCAAUCAGAGAUCAGAAACACCAUCAGCCAAUCAUUCAGAAAGUGAUUCUUUAUCUCAACACAAUGACUUCUUAUCUGACAAAGACAAUAACAGCAAUAUGGAUAUAGAGGAAAGACUCUCAAACAACAUGGAACAGAGACCAAGUCGAAAUACUGGAAGGGACAUUGCUAGUAUUACUGGCUCUCAUAAAACAGAGCAGCGGAAUGCUGAUCUUACAGGAGAUGAGACUUCACGUCUUUUUGUAAAGAAAACAAUAGUAGUGGGCAAUGUGUCCAAGUACAUACCUCCUGAUAAGAGAGAAGAAAAUGACCAGUCAACCCACAAGUGGAUGGUAUAUGUCCGAGGGUCUCGUAGAGAACCCAGCAUUAAUCAUUUUGUCAAGAAAGUUUGGUUCUUUCUUCAUCCCAGCUAUAAACCAAAUGACCUUGUGGAAGUUAGAGAGCCUCCUUUUCACCUCACCAGAAGAGGCUGGGGCGAGUUUCCUGUCAGAGUUCAAGUUCACUUUAAAGACAGCCAGAACAAACGGAUAGAUAUCAUACAUAAUCUGAAGCUGGAUAGAACUUACACUGGCCUGCAGACUCUUGGAGCAGAGACGGUAGUGGAUGUUGAGCUCCACCGACAUUCUCUUGGAGAAGACUCCAUUUAUCCUCAGUCUUCCGAGUCAGACAUCUCUGAUGCCCCACCAUCUUUGCCUUUGACCAUUCCAGCCCCAGUGAAAGCUUCCUCACCGAUAAAGCAGUCACAUGAGCCAGUACCUGAUACUUGUGUGGAGAAAGGAUUCCCAGCCAACACUGAAGCUGAGAGACACACUACAUUUUAUUCUUUGCCGUCUUCAUUGGAACGGACGCCCACCAAAAUGACAACAUCCCAGAAAGUUACCUUUUGUUCUCAUGGCAAUUCAGCUUUUCAGCCAAUAGCGUCAAGCUGCAAAAUUGUGCCACAAAGUCAGAUGCCUAAUCCUGAGUCACCUGGAAAGUCCUUCCAACCCAUCACCAUGAGCUGCAAGAUUGUUUCAGGUUCCCCCAUAUCAACUCCAAGUCCAUCACCGCUGCCUCGAACCCCAACUUCCACUCCAGUCCAUGUGAAGCAAGGCACUGCCAGCUCUGUCAUUAAUAAUCCCUAUGUUAUCCUGGACAAGCCAGGGCAGGUUAUUGGAGCCACCACUCCGACUGCAGGAAGUCCUACAAACAAGCUCUCUACUGCUUCUCAGGCCUCCCAAGGAACAGGUUCCCCUAUUCCUAAAAUUCAUGGAAGCAGUUUUGUAACAUCUACUGUCAAGCAGGAGGAUUCUUUGUUUGCAUCUAUGCCACCUCUUUGUCCAAUUGGGAGUCACCCUAAGGUUCAGAGUCCCAAGCCUAUCACUGGAGGACUUGGAGCUUUCACAAAAGUAAUCAUCAAACAGGAACCGGGUGAAGCCUCUCAUGUGCCUGCAACAGGAGCUGCCAGCCAGUCACCACUCCCUCAGUAUGUGACUGUGAAAGGGGGUCACAUGAUAGCUGUGUCCCCUCAAAAACAGGUCCUAACUGCUGGAGAAGGGACAUCCCAGUCACCAAAGAUUCAGCCCUCCAAGGUCGUUGGGGUGCCAGUUGGGUCCACUUUACCUUCAGCAGUGAAACAGGCUGUAGCAAUCAGUGGCGGCCAAAUCCUUGUAGCCAAGGCCAGCUCUUCUGUUGCCAAAGCUGUUGGUCCAAAGCAAGUUGUGACCCAAGGAGUUGCCAAAGCAAUUGUGAGCGGAGGUGGAGGCACCAUUGUUGCUCAGCCGGUGCAAGCCUUAACCAAGGCUCAGGUCACUGCCGCCGGCCCUCAGAAGAGUGGAUCCCAGGGUUCAGUAAUGGCAACAUUACAGCUACCAGCCACUAAUCUGGCCAACUUGGCAAAUUUGCCUCCUGGCACCAAACUCUACCUUACAACGAACAGCAAGAACCCUUCAGGAAAAGGAAAACUGCUGCUGAUCCCUCAAGGAGCCAUCCUACGAGCUACCAACAAUGCUAACCUCCAGUCUGGCUCAGCUGCGGGCAGUGGUAGUGGCGGAGGCAGCGGUGGCAGUGGCGGUGGCAGCGGAGGUGGAGGAGGAGGAACAGGAGGAACUCAGAGCCCUGCAGGCCCUGGAGGGAUAUCCCAGCACCUGACUUACACAUCUUAUAUCCUAAAGCAAACGCCUCAGGGCACAUUUUUAGUUGGUCAGCCAUCACCCCAGACAUCUGGAAAACAGCUGACUACUGGGUCAGUGGUCCAAGGAACGCUGGGAGUCAGCACAUCUUCUGCACAAGGGCAACAAACAUUAAAAGUCAUCUCUGGACAAAAAACCACUUUGUUUACCCAGGCAGCCCCUGGGGGACAGGCAUCACUAAUGAAAAUAUCUGAUAGCACACUGAAGUCUGUACCAGCCACUUCACAACUCUCAAAGCCUGGAACCACAAUGCUGAGAGUGGCAGGAGGGGUUAUCACAACUGCCACUUCCCCAGCUGUGACCCUCUCAGCAAAUGGUCCUGCACAGCCGUCAGAAGGAGCAGCUCCCAGUUCAUCAUCUGCUGUAGGCCCUGUAAUAAAAACUUCUGGGCAGCAGCCAGUGUGUGUGAGCCAGGCCCCCGUGGGAACCUGCAAGCCUGCUGCUCCCUCUGUCAUCAGUGCCACGUCCCUGGUGCCCACACCAAACACAAUCUCUGGAAAAGCCACCGUAUCAGGAUUGCUAAAGAUUCACUCCAGCCAAUCCAAUCCCCAGCAGGCUGUCCUGACGAUCCCCAGCCAGCUCAAGCCACUCAGUGUAAAUACGUCUGGAGGUGUACAGACUAUACUGAUGCCUGUGAAUAAAGUGGUUCAGUCAUUUUCUACCAACAAAUCACCUGCCAUUCUGCCUGUAGCUGCCCCAAACCCAGUUGUCCCCAGCUCUGCUCCAGCAGCUGUUACAAAAGUAAAGACUGAACCAGAAACGCCUGGGCCAGGCUGCCUCUCUCAGGAGGGUCAGACACCAGUGAAAACAGAAGAAAGUUCUGAACUGGGAAACUAUGUCAUUAAGAUAGACCAUUUAGAGACUAUCCAGCAACUCUUAACAGCAGUGGUAAAGAAGAUUCCCUUAAUCACUGCAAAAAGUGAAGAUGCCAGCUGUUUUUCUGCGAAGUCUGUAGAGCAGUAUUAUGGCUGGAACAUUGGAAAAAGGAGAGCUGCUGAGUGGCAAAGAGCAAUGACAAUGCGAAAAGUCUUACAAGAAAUACUGGAGAAGAAUCCAAGAUUUCACCACCUGACUCCCCUUAAAACCAAGCACAUUGCUCACUGGUGUCGCUGCCAUGGCUACACCCCACCUGAUCCUGAGACACUGAGGAGUGACGGGGACUCUAUUGAGGAUGUGCUGACCCAAAUCGACAGUGAGCCAGAGUGCCCGUCAUCAUUCUCCUCUGCGGACAGCCUCUGCCGGAAACUGGAGGACCUACAGCAGUUCCAGAAAAGAGAGCCAGAGAAUGAAGAGGAGGUGGAUAUCCUCAGCCUCCCAGAGCCAUUAAAGAUCAACGUCAAAAAAGAACAGGAAGAGAAGCAGGAAGAAAUGAAGUUGUACUUGCCACCCACACUGGGGUCUGAAUUUAUUGGUGACAUCACACAGAAGAUUGGGAUCACCCUGCAGCCCGUGGCACUUCACAAGAACGUGUAUGCGUCUGUGGUAGAGGACAUGAUUUUAAAGGCCACAGAGCAGCUGGUGAACGACAUCCUGAGACAGGCUUUGGCAGUUGGAUACCAGACAGCAUCUCACAACAGGAUUCCCAAAGAAAUCACAGUGAGCAACAUCCACCAGGCCAUUUGCAACAUUCCUUUUCUGGACUUCCUCACAAAUAAACACAUGGGGAUAUUGAAUGAAGAUCAAUGAAGAUGCCCUCGGAAAAGCAGGAUUUGAAGAUGUAGCCGAAGCUUUGAACUGUGAUGUCUCCUCUUUGGGGAAGGAGGUUAUUUUCUGUGUGCCUCAGAAUAUUAUGGCUACCAAACCAUUGUCUCCACCUAAUUCUCUGUAACACCAGAGUGUUCAGUCCCAGGUCAAAUCCCUUCAGGACAGAACCUUGUUUCCUGAUUCUAGAAUGAAGCUGUGAGUGGAUGUGUGCUCUGUCAGCUGGCAUUUGCUCACUCUCUGUAAAGAGAAUCUCAGAGCUGGGCCAGGCCAUGUGUAGCAGGUCCUUCUCUCCUCUGGGCGUCAAGGGGCACCUUCGGCUUGAGUGUAGGCAGAGAAUAAGACUGGCACCAGAGGUUUUCACCCAUUCUGAGGUUACAGGCAGUUCCAGCAGUUACCUGGUAACCUCUGGAGACAGACUGGGCUUCGGCACUCGGUGGCCGUGGUGCAGAGGACCCAGUCAGCUAUAGGAAGCAGUAAUGCCUUGUGGAAAAUAAGAUAGUCUGGGAGCCUGCACGCUGAGCAGAAGUCUUUGUGGAGCACAGGAACAUUACUACAGCCAGGCUCAGAGAACUGUCCAGGGAUAUAGACAGAUCCCAGCAUAGUCAGGGAGAGGUUUGCUAUAGUCGGGAAGCUUUUAAAAUAUGUUAGUAAUCGAGAACACCCCCAAACUCCAGGUACCUGGCAGACUUGUACCAGCUUUGCAAGCGUGCGUGCGGGGCGGAGAGUGGUAUGCGGGAGCACCUGCCACUGAGCCCAUGUUGAGUGCCUGGUGGGGGGCAGCCUCUGGGGCAGGCCUGCUUGGACCGUAAGUCCUGUCAGUGGAUUUAGUGUCCUGUUCUUUUCCAUUCAGUCUUUUCAAAGAAGAAAAGCUUUUCAAGGAAACACUGAGUGCCUUAAAGAGAAAUAACUGCCGAAGCCAAGAGGCAGGAAUGUCAGUGCUCAGAAGCAGUGAGAAUACGUUGUAUCCAUAUGUGGAGCCCUCUCGGUGGCAGAGGUGAAUAGAAGAAGGGAGGUUUGCAGUGCCCCGCGUGAUGUCCAGUUCCAUUAAAGAUACUCUGUCCUAAUCUUCCUAACAUAGUCUGUGUCGAAGGAAAGGAAAGAAUUUAUUCUGUUACUGGGAAUCUGCUUGGAGGAAGUUUGAAACCUGUGAGUCAAACUUAUCCAACCAACAUAAUUCACAUUUUCAUGAGUUCUGUAGGCGUUUGGGUCAGGAACGGAAGACAGGGUAGUGACUGAGAAACCUGCACUUCUUUAUUCAACAUCUGAGGAUUGCAGAUGCAGAAGGAAAUCUAUUCGGUGAGGCAGCGGGAGGCCCAGGCUUAGUAAAAAAAAAAAAAAAAAAGUACAUAAAGGCUCAGGUACUCUAUCCAUGAACUGCUGCAAGCAAGGUGAGUGGGCAAGUGCACAGAGUUAUUCAGCAGUGGACUGUGACAGAUUUACAGGAAGAUUUGGUCCAAAUGGCAACAGGUUCGUUUAGUACAUGUAUGGAAGCCUAAAGUAAUUAUCUUUUUGCAAAUGAAAUAUUAAAUGAUUUAAUAGUUCCCAUAUGUGUUGAUGUUUCAAAUGUGUAUCAUAACAUGUAACAUAAUUGUGUAACAGAAGUCUGCAAUAAAUCUUUUAGUAUUUGUGA